CAGUGGUCUCAUUGGAGGAUCGAUACGAUUCCGUGGCGACUCCGAAUGGGGAGACUGCUGCUUCCUCGCUCCCGCCUUCCCUCUUCCCCAAGAAAACCCCCGUCAAUUAAAAUCCCUCGUCAAAUCGCUUAUACUGCAGCGCGGUGAGUGAGAGGGAUCGAGAGAAAGAGGAGAGGAAGAGAUGGUGCUCCCGUUGUUGAAGCUGGGAUUGCUCGCGUUCCGGACGCUGUCGAAGCCGAUCGCCUCCAGGUUGAAGCAGCAAGCCGGGAAUUACCCCAAGUUUCGCGAGCUCAUCAUCGAUCUCGCCCAGGCAAAUCAUCGCUUGACAACAAACAUUCAAAGACGCCUAUAUGGCCAGGCAACUGAUGUUAAGAUCCGACCACUGAAUGAGGAGAGAGCUGUUCAAUCAGCCGUAGACCUUUUUGGAGAAGUCUUUGUUUUUUCGGUUGCUGGAGCUGCUAUAAUCUUUGAAGUGCAAAGAAGUGCCAGAUCUGAAGCUAGAAAGGAGGAGAUGCGGAGAGAAGAGCUUGAGGCCUUAAAACGACAGGAGGAAGUCUUGGCCAAAGAAGUGGUGGAGCUAACGGAAAAACUUAAAGUGUUGGAGCACCUUGCAAAGGGACGUGGUCUAUUGAGCAUAUUUGGUGUUACCCAAGGUCAAGAAACUCAAAGCUCUAAGCCGAUAUCAGUUGCCUGAGGUUUUGAAUUGGCUUUCAAGUUAUUUUGAUAUAUAUUUUUUUAUUGUAAUAAGAUUUGGGGCUCCCUUAACUUUUUUGUAGUCAGAUUCAAUUUUAUUAUACUGAUUAUAUAGCAAGCUGAGGUUUAUUCUUGCUGUUUAGCUUUGUUGUAAUUUCAAAACAACUGUAAAUAAAAAUUUGCUGAUCUCUAUUCAGAGAGAUUUAUGACUA
Zingiber officinale is the source of this 905-nucleotide messenger RNA. Its product is annotated as OPA3-like protein. NCBI's taxonomy places the organism in Eukaryota, Viridiplantae, Streptophyta, Magnoliopsida, Zingiberales, Zingiberaceae. Gene Ontology annotation, biological process: regulation of lipid metabolic process. The transcript has 4 exons. Gene Ontology annotation, cellular component: mitochondrion. The record is from RefSeq and is a predicted model, not a curated record. Bases 182 to 694 code for a protein of 170 amino acids.